Maudiozyma barnettii is the source of this 1536-nucleotide messenger RNA. RefSeq names its product glucose-induced degradation complex subunit FYV10 (gene FYV10). Gene Ontology annotation, molecular function: ubiquitin protein ligase activity. The record is from RefSeq and is a predicted model, not a curated record. NCBI's taxonomy places the organism in Eukaryota, Fungi, Ascomycota, Saccharomycetes, Saccharomycetales, Saccharomycetaceae. Gene Ontology annotation, biological process: proteasome-mediated ubiquitin-dependent protein catabolic process. Bases 1 to 1536 code for a protein of 511 amino acids. Gene Ontology annotation, cellular component: cytoplasm; GID complex; nucleus. The transcript has a single exon.
AUGGAUCAUCCAGACUCUUACAAUGGUAAGUCUGGGUUUAAAUAUUUUUCAUCCUUUAUGUCCCUAAACGAGUCAUCAUUCACUAUCCCAUAUUCUUUAUUGAAUGCCAACUUAAAACAACAUGAGAUAUUUGUUGAACAAGAAACAAACAAAAUGAAGCUCAUGUUAAAAGAUAUUAAUGAUAUGAUGAUUUCGGGUACCAUCGAUGGUGAAGAGCAGGCCCUCGUGGAAUUAAAUGCGUUGAUUAAAAAUGUUAAUACUUUUGAAAAAGAGCUCCAUAUAAAAGUAGACAAAGAGGGGCAGCUACUAAAGCGAAUUAAACAUAGAACUGCCUUUUAUAAUGAAAUGAAUAACAAUUAUUUAAAAGGUGAUAAUAUUAGUAUUAUUGACUGGUAUCAGAAAUAUACAAAUUUAUUAAUAGCAGAUUACCUGAUACGAAAUUGCACAUUGGAACAACAACAACGAGUUGUUGAAGAAACACAUGACAAAGAUACAUGUAAUCCUGGUGUUCUGUUUUUGAAACAGCAACACAUGGAAGAUUUGCUUGAUACAGAUAUAUUGAUAAGAGCUAAUACUAUAAGCACAGCUCUAACAGGCGAACAUGAUUUAAACCCCCUAAUGGAAUGGAUACAGCAUAAUAAACAAAUGUUAGCAAAGAAAAGAUCUCCUUUGGAGUUUAAGGCAAAUUUUCAACGCUACAUUGAAUUAUUAUUAAGGUUUGAUCUUGGAGGAGCCAUUCACUGUUUACAAACAUGUCUAUUUACAUAUAUCGGAGAUCAUUUUGACGAGGUGACUGGUGCCUGUGGAUUGCUGGUAUAUAUGGAAAGAUGUGUUGAACAAGUAACAUACAACGAAAAAAUAUUGCAAGAUGAAGGUGAAACCUGUGAUAUACAUUAUAAUGAACAUAAAUCUGGAACUGUAUUCUCUAAUCAAGAUGUUGCUUAUCGAUAUUUUUUUAAUCGUUCUCCACCAAUGGAUUAUUCGCAAAGUAUAAAUUCAAAAAAUCCUAUCAACGCAGCUAACGUUCAACAUAUAUUUAAUGCCAAAAAUCUUGAGAAAUACACUACUCUGUUGGAUCAGAACAGUUGGUUGAAAUUAAAUGAGUUAUUCUUGGAUGAAUAUUAUUCAAUGUAUAAAAUUCCAAAGAAUGAUCCUUUGUUGAUCUAUAUUUCAAUGGGUAUAUCUGCAAUGAAGACCAAGGAAUGUUUGCAUAAUCAUCCUUCAAUCGACCCUCGUUAUAAUGUUCUUGAACAUUAUUCAACAGCUGAUAAAUUAGAGAAUCAAUGUCCUGUAUGUUCGGAAUAUUUUGCACCUCUAUCUGAGAAGCUACCAUAUGCACAUCAUACUGAAUCGAAACUUUUCGAGAAUCCUGUAAUGUUACCAAGUGGGAACGUUUUUGAUUCAGCUAUAUUGAAACUAUUGGCAAAAACACUUCGUAAGAAAGGUAUUGUGAAACUGAAUCGCAACGAAGUUAUUGAUCCUAUUAAGAAAAUUGUUUAUAAUGAGUCAGACUUCAUCACUAUGUACCCCACAUAG